GUAAGAGAUCAGCUCCGUCUCAAUCGGAGGCUCAGCUGCUUCGCCCAAUUGUAAUUAACUGCUUUUUGAGAAUUGCUGUCAUAUCCCAAUACUCAUGAAUCACAGUAUGGCAUCUUUAGUAUGCUCUCCAUACACAAGAUUGUCGUGUACUCUUCCCCAUGUGCGGCGUCAUCACCCCAACAAAUCUGUGAAGCAUAAGAAUAAUAAUAUUAUUCUUAAUGGAGGAACCUUUCCCAAAAUGCCCCUUAAACUGCUGCCUGUUUGCUGUUCGAACCCCUCUUCAUGGGAACCUGCACCCUAUGCUCUCAAAGGUGAUGACAAAACAAGAUUUCUAGAAGGGACAGCUAGUUUAUUUGACACUAUGAUUCCCAAAAAAAGUGAAGAAGAAGAAGAAGAAGAAGAAGAAGAUUCAAUAAACAAAAUCAAUACUACAGAAUCAAGUAGUGAGAGGGCUGUGAAGAUUCAAUACUUUCAAUGGCCAAUGUGGCUUGUUGGACCGGUCCUGCUUUUAGCCACAGGAGUCGUACCCACUCUAUGGCUACCCAUUUCAUCGGUCUUCCUCGGACCCAACAUAGCCAGCCUUCUUUCUCUGACAGGUCUCGACUGCAUUUACAACCUGGGAGCCACCCUCUUCCUCCUACUUGCCCAUUCGUGCGCACAAAGACAAAUCCCAACUCAAAAUCCCAAAAAUGCCCCUCCUCUCACUUACCGGCUAUGGAACAUGUUUGCGAGCAUUGUUGGACUUAUGAUCCCCGUGGCAGUCAUGUUGGGUUCUCAAAAGGGUCUGGUUCAGCCCCAUCUGCCCUUGAUUCCUUCCGCGGUUCUUCUGGGCCCCUAUCUUCUGCUUCUCUCAAUUCAGAUGCUCACGGAGUUGCUGACGUGGCACUGGCAGUCCCCGGUGUGGCUGGUCACGCCGGUGGUGUAUGAAGGCUACCGGUUGUUGCAGCUGAUGAGGGGCUUGAAGCUGGGCGCAGAGCUAAGUGUGCCCUCAUGGAUGCUGCACACAACCAGGGGCCUUGUCUGUUGGUGGGUAUUGAUCCUCGGCGUUCAGCUCAUGGCAGUCGCUUGGUACGCCGGUUUCGCUGCUAGUUCUGAUCAUCGACAAAAGCUGCGUGGUCUUGCCGCCGGCAAUUCCAACUAGUUUGUUGGCAUGUGCUCUCUACUGUUUUUUUUUUGGUGAUGUAUAUGAAAAAUUGCAGUGUUUUUUUUCUCUCUUUCUCUUUUGGUUUCUGCCAACACAUGGGAGGAAUAUAGAGGAUAAAAUCAUGUUUUUAUUUAUACAACGAUUUGUGCGCUUUAUGGGAUGUUGG
This is a messenger RNA of Cuscuta campestris, 1310 nucleotides long. NCBI's taxonomy places the organism in Eukaryota, Viridiplantae, Streptophyta, Magnoliopsida, Solanales, Convolvulaceae. The record is from the annotation of a GenBank genome assembly.